This is a messenger RNA of Paramecium tetraurelia, 255 nucleotides long. RefSeq lists its product as uncharacterized. The record is from RefSeq and is a predicted model, not a curated record. Lineage: Eukaryota; Ciliophora; Oligohymenophorea; Peniculida; Parameciidae. The transcript has a single exon.
AUGGAAGAAGAAAAAGAAAAUAAAAUUGGCUAUGUUGAUGCAUAAUUUAAUGGAAGGUUUAUUAAGUGCUUAUUUCAAUUAAAGCCAAAAAUUGAAUCACAUAAUGAUUAUAUGGUACUUAUAUACAUAGAUUGGUCUUUGUUUAUAGAUUAAGAUUUGGAAUUUGUUUAGAGAAAUAGAAUCCCUUUGAUGUAGAUGAGAGGUUAAGAUUUUUAUAUUUUCCUUGAAAAUCAAAGGAAAUAUAAUUAUUGUUGA